This is a messenger RNA of Caretta caretta (loggerhead turtle), 1337 nucleotides long. It is a transcript of the gene SPATA4, whose product is annotated as spermatogenesis associated 4. Gene Ontology annotation, biological process: regulation of cytoskeleton organization. Gene Ontology annotation, molecular function: microtubule binding. Lineage: Eukaryota; Metazoa; Chordata; Testudines; Cheloniidae. Gene Ontology annotation, cellular component: axoneme. The record is from RefSeq and is a predicted model, not a curated record.
GCUCGCGGGCAGUCCCAGCCUCUCGCGCCCCUAUGUCGUACUCGCACGCCCCCAAGCGCACGGGGCUGCCCCGCGCCGUGCUGAGGUGGCUGCAGAGCCUGGACCUGAGCUUCUUCCCCAGGAACUUCCGACGGGACUUCUCUAACGGCUACCUCAUCGCCGAGAUCUUCUCCUGGUAUUACCCCGAGGACAUCCACAGCCACAGCUACGAGAACGGCGCCUCGCUGGCCACCAAGCUCAGCAACUGGUCCCAGCUCGGCCAGUUUUUUUCCAGAAGAAAAUUGAAGCCUGUCCAAGAACUAAUAGAUGGGACAAUUCACUGUAAACCGGGAGCAGCAGAAAUUUUGGUACAAGACAUCUACUCAAUGCUGACAAACGGACGAAUUAAAAAUAUUCAGGAUGAGGUUGACUUUACAGACCACUAUUAUCAGGAGCAGUUACCGAUGGUUGCCAGGUCAACAGCUUCAAAGGCUAUCAAGAACAACAUUAAGCUAACAGAAAUAAUGAUAGAGCCCAACAUUAACAAAAAUAGACAAAAGGUUAAUGCUAUCAUCAAUAUGCAUAUGCAACAGAGACUGGUAGAGAGGGAAGAGAACCCAAAGCGGUUUAACAUUAAACCAAGCUUGGCAGAGCGUGCAGUUCGUCGUCCAGCUCCUGUAGACCCCUCUGGGAGUGUGGUUAACAUCAAGAGAGAGAAACUUUCUUUUAUAUCAAACCGAGGACGUCCAGAAAUCAGAGGCAAAAGUGGCGUUCAUUUCAAAGAAAUCCAGGUGAAACAAGCUGACAGAUGCUCUUUUACUGUGGAUGUAUAAAUGCGGCAGCUCCAGGCACCUAGCCAAAAGGAUUCUAACUGAACACUGAAAAAAAGUGUUGAAGAGACCUCAACUUUGAAAACGUACAAGAUCAACUUUAUCUCUAUAAUUCUUUGACCAUAUCCAUUGGGAGCGAAUUGCCUGAUUGGUUUCAGUGUCUGUUAAAUUAGAGCAUUAUUUUCUUCUAGUAAAUGCCAAACAAAGUACAUAUUGGAAAUCUGAUGUUUGUGGAAGUGUGACAAGCGAAAUCAUCACAAAACAAAACAGUAUCUAAAAUAUACAUCUCUGUAGUUUCCCCAUUGUUAGACAGCUUCCUUCAGUGACUUGCUACCAUAGUUGCUUUUACAGGUCAGCCUCCUCCUAGACUUGAUUACUUACUAGAUUGAAUUGUUUUUAAUAUUUCAAGUUCUUUGUCAGUGAAAUUUUCCAAUUUACAGAUUGCAUUGGUGCAAGAUGGGUAAUGACGAUGUGGUCAAACUUUUUGCACAUUGUGAUGUGAUGAGUUGAAUAAAUUAGACAGUUAUA